AGCAGCAGCAGCAGCGGCAGCAGCCGACAAAUGCGCUGCUCGGCGCACUAGUCAUUCUAAAUCGACGCCUGGCUGACUGCAGACGCGCCUCUCGGAUCGAGUUUGAAUUCGAAUACGCCAUCGUAUCGGUCGGUUGAAUCAAGUGUCGGGCGCUCUAAUCAUUAAUUAAGUGUCUUAAGAAAAUAAUUCCAAUUUGGCUAUCGAAACGGGUUUCCAUCUACUGCAUGUGCAAGCGACUAUGUUUUUGUGGUAGGCUCAUUUGUGAAAACAGAAAAAUCGUUUGCAGUCAGUUAGAUUUUCACCUGAAUUGCAAUCGAGUGUAAUUAUCACACCGGCAGUAUGGAGAUGGAGACCACAACAACAGCAGCUCUGCACCAGCUGAUGCUGGCAAAUGCAACUUCUGUGACCAUUCCAAAGGCCCUCUAUGCAAAUCGAAACCGAUUGAUCUUUGGGGCCAUUGUCAUGGUUUUGGGGGUUUUUGGCAAUUCCCUGGCUCUCUUUAUUUUGGCGCGCAAAAAGCACAACAAAAACAGCAAAUACACGCUCAUGUUGCGAUGCCUGGCCACAAACAAUCUGGUGGCUUUGUUGGGAAUGCUAACCACAACGCUGUUGAAGAUCUACCUCUCGAAGGAGGUCCUGCAGUCCUUUGUGCGAAUGGACUGUGUAGGGCAUGUGGUGUGGCGGUUCUUUGGCCUCAGCUCCGGGUGCAUUGCAGCAGUCAUGGCGGCGGAAAGAUGGAUGGCCCUGGCCAGACCAUUUAUUUACCACAAGCACAUCACCUACGAGCUGAUUGGCAAGAGCAUCAACAGCAUACUGAUUGUGGCCGUGAUCAUCACGUUCCUGCCAUUUGUUGGGUUUGGCGCCUACAUCGACGAAUCGAAUCCGGAACAGCUUAAGUGCAUACGAUAUCGCGAUGCGCAGGGUGUGUGGAACAAGUCGUAUGCGGUGCUCUUUAUGGUCUUUGGAACCCUAUUGUGCAUCGUGAUAGUGGCCUGCAACCUAUUCGUGGCCCACACACUGCUCUGUGUGAUUGGACGGAGCCGAACGGCCAAGCGACACAUGCACUAUGACUUGGUCAAAGACAAGGCCAGUACGAUUAGCAUCGAUCCGGAGAGCAGCAGCGGCACCACUCUCUACCAGACACAGCUCAGUUCCGGAAGCGGAAGUAGCCAUCGCAGUGUCCAGCCAACGAGGCAGUACCGGCACAGCGUCAGUGUUACAAUGGCGGCCACGGACUCCUCGCCGGUGGAGAUCAAGUUCGCCAAGCUGAUGGCCUUCCUAAGCAUCUCGUUUGUCAUCUGCUGGAUGCCACAAAUGAUCGCCAUCCCGUUGGCCAUUGCUCCAGAUCGGGUGCCCGCAUCGAAUAAAUUCUUCAUCAUCGCCGACGUGCUCACAGCUCUGCACUUCACCUCGGAUCCGUAUGUCUACGUGCUGAGUCGCUCCAAGUCCAUCAACUGGUCGUUGCUGAGCUGCAUCAAGCGCUGGAGGAGCGGAUGGCGUCCGGGCGGACUUCGCCGAUCUCAGAGCGAUCAGAGCCGGAUGCGAACCACGAUGACGGAGGCGAAUACUCUGGACUUCAACUGAUACCGCUGGAUCUUCGUCAGGCACCCAAGUACUUAACCCCUUCUCGGUGGGGUCUCACUCAUUUAUCUGCUCCGCCUCCCUUCGGACACUCGAGGGAGAAGCAUCUCCUAGUCGCAUAAGUUGUAAAUAAUAUACCCUAUUUGUAUGGCAUCAUAUCAAGGUUUUCCUUAUAUGCUCAACUCACAUAAUCUCUGAAUCGACAUGCGAUUUGUAGCAUAAAAUAUACCGCAUACCUGUGUGUGAAUGUAUAAUAAAGUGUCUAAUUUAUUUGGAUUUUAGGGGUUUGGGUUUGCGAAAUAAUUGAACUAUGCCCUUACGUUUACAUAAAUUAAAUUCGUAUUCUACAAAAACAAUUACAAUUGUAAAAAAGUUUUCAAUAGUCUGCCUUGUCUAGCUUAUAUUUUCAUAUUGUUUUUAUAAAUCAUUGUCAGACUAUUAAACAAGUAAUAAAUUCCUGACCUAAGUUAAAUCAUGCAACAAUUGAUCAUAUAAAUGAUCUAAAUAAACAAAAACCGCAUCAUCCAGGAAGUGACUACUGCAUCUCAUUGCCCAGAACAGCUUUAAGGCGAAUUUCCAUUUCCCUCGACCAAUGCAAACAGGAAGGUUAUUUGUUUUACAACUACUUUUGUUUCUUUGUUUAUUUUAAAAAUUGUAUGAUUACAUAAGCUGAAUGAUUGGUGGUUGGCUGGUAUGGUCUAUGCAGAGCUAGGAGGGGGGAAUUGG
This is a messenger RNA of Drosophila gunungcola (fruit fly), 2307 nucleotides long. Its product is annotated as prostaglandin D2 receptor. The transcript has 5 exons. Gene Ontology annotation, cellular component: plasma membrane. Gene Ontology annotation, molecular function: G protein-coupled receptor activity. Gene Ontology annotation, biological process: inflammatory response; positive regulation of cytosolic calcium ion concentration; adenylate cyclase-activating G protein-coupled receptor signaling pathway. NCBI's taxonomy places the organism in Eukaryota, Metazoa, Arthropoda, Insecta, Diptera, Drosophilidae. The coding region runs from base 340 to 1584 and encodes 414 amino acids. The record is from RefSeq and is a predicted model, not a curated record.